This is a messenger RNA of Cricetulus griseus (Chinese hamster), 3471 nucleotides long. Lineage: Eukaryota; Metazoa; Chordata; Mammalia; Rodentia; Cricetidae. The record is from RefSeq and is a predicted model, not a curated record.
GACAGGGGUUUGAGCCCUGGAGUUGGAGUUACGGCCCACGUGGGGAGCUACGCGGUAGAUCCGGCUUGAAUCCCUAGUGCGGGAGAGGGACCUGCAGUGGAGAUGGGGCCGGCCCCCGCCGGAGAGCAGCUACGCGGAGCAGCUGGGGAGACAGAGGAACUUGCCCUAGAAGGUGUCAGCAAGAAGGCAACUUCAAGAAAGCGUGCAAAAGCUGAGCCACCUGCAGAAGGCCUCCUGCAGCCAGUGAAGCUCAGUCGAGAGGAGCUGUACAAGGAGCCUACAAAUGAGGAGCUGAAUCGCCUGCGUGAGACUGAGAUCUUGUUCCACUCCAGUUUGCUUCGUUUACAGGUAGAGGAGUUACUGAAGGAAGUGAGACUCUCAGAGAGGAAGAAAGAGAGGAUCGACACUUUCCUGAAGGAGGUCAAUCCGCGGAUCCAGAGAGUGCCCUCUGUCCCUGAGACUGAGCUCACUGACCAGUCAUGGCUCCCAGCUGGGGUUCGAGUGCCCCUCCACCAAGUUCCCUACACUGUGAAGGGUUCCUUCCGAUUCCUGCCUCCAUCCCAGAUCACUGUCGUAGGCAGCUACCUUCUGGGGACUUGUAUCCGACCAGAUAUCAAUGUGGAUGUGGCUCUGACCAUGCCCAGAGAAAUCUUACAGGACAAAGAUGGGCUGAACCAGCGAUACUUCCGCAAGCGAGCCCUUUACCUAGCUCACUUAGCUUACCACCUGGCCCAAGAUCCCUUCUUUGGCAGUGUUCGCUUCUCUUACACCAAUGGCUGCCACCUGAAGCCCUCGCUGCUGCUGCGGCCACACGGGAAGGAUGAGCGCCUGGUUACUGUACGUCUGCAUCCAUGCCCUCCUGUAGACUUCUUCCGCCCUUGCCGCUUGCUGCCAACCAAGAACAAUGUGCGAUCCGCCUGGUACCGCGGGCAGAGUGCUCCAGAGAGUGCAAGCCCAGAGCCCCCUACACCCCACUAUAACACAUGGAUCCUGCAGGAUACAGUGCUUGAAUCUCAAAUGCACCUGCUGUCAACUGUGUUGGGCUCUGCCCAGGGACUGAAGGAUGGUAUAGCACUUCUGAAGGUUUGGCUGAGGCAGCGGGAGCUGGAUAAGGGCCUGGGUGGAUUUAAUGGGUUCCUUAUCUCCAUGCUGGUUGCCUUCCUCGUGUCUAAACGCAAGAUCCAUACUACCAUGAGCGGCUACCAGGUCCUGAGAAGUGUCUUGCAGUUUCUGGCCACUACAGAUCUGACGGUCAAUGGAAUCAGCUUAUCUCUCAGUUCAGAUCCCUCCUUGCCAGUGCUGGCUGACUUCCACCAGGUUUUCCCAGUUGUGUUCCUGGACUCUACAGGCCGCCUCAACCUCUGUGCCGAUGUCACAGCUUCCACUUACAACCAGGUGCAGCACGAGGCACAACUGUCCAUGGCCUUGCUGGACAGCAAAGCUGAUGAUGGAUUCCAGCUGCUGUUGAUGACACCCAAGCCCAUGAUACGGGCUUUCGACCACAUUGUCCAUCUCCGUCCACUGAGUCGGCUGCAGGCAGCAUGUCACCGGCUCUUUGGGACCGCUAACCACGAUUUUGGAGCAGGGUCUGGGGGCCCGACUGCACCUGCUGGCUCACUCUCGGCCCCCAGUUCCAGAGUGGGAUAUCAAGGAAGAUCCACCGAAGCAUAAGGACUCUGGGACUCUGACCCUGGGAUUGCUCCUCCGGCCUGAGGGACUGACCAGUGUUCUUGAUCUUGGUCCUGAGGCUGACCAGCCUGAGGCUGCUGACUUCCGUCAGUUCUGGGGAUCCCGCUCAGAACUUAGACGUUUCCAGGAUGGAGCCAUCCGGGAAGCUGUGGUCUGGGAGGCGGCCUCUGUGUCUGAGAAGCGCCUUAUUCCUCAGCAGGUGGUCACCCACCUCCUGGCACUCCAUGCUGACAUCCCAGAUACCUGUGUCCACUAUGUGGGUGGUUUCCUCGAUGCAUUGAUCCAAGGCCCAAAAGAGGUCUCCAACACAGGUGAAGAGGCCCUGGCAUUAGCUGUGCGUUGCUAUGAUGACCUCAGCCGCCUGCUAUGGGGGCUGGAGGGUCUCCCACUCACUGUGUCUGCCGUUCAGGGAGCUCACCCAGUGCUGCGCUACACAGAGGUAUUCCCUCCACCCCCAGUUCGGCCUGCCUAUUCCUUUCAUAAGCAUCUCCAAGAGCGGGCCUCACUGUUGCCCAGGCUGGAUAAGCCCUGCCCUGCCUAUGUGGAGCCUAUGACUGUGAUUUGUCACCUGGAGGGCAGUGGGCAGUGGCCUCAGGAACUCCAGCAGCAGCACCCAGCCUUCUCAGGUGUGGCUCGCCUGGCCAAGCGGUGGGUACGUGCCCAGCUCUUGGGCGAGGGAUUCACUGAUGAGAGCCUGGAUCUGGUGGCUGCUGCCCUCUUCCUGCACUCUGAACCCUUCACCCCUCCCAGCUCCCCUCAGGUUGGCUUUCUUCGGUUCCUUUACCUGGUGUCUACCUUUGAUUGGAAGAACAACCCUCUCAUUGUCAACCUCAACAGUGAACUGACUGCUGAGGACCAGGUAGAAAUUCGGAGUAGUUUCCUGGCAGCACGGACACAACUCCCAGUCAUGGUCAUCAUUACCCCCCAGGACCGCAGAAGCUCUGUGUGGACGCAGGAUAGACCUUCUGCCCAGAUCCUUCAGCAGCUUGUGAUUCUGGCUGCUGAGGCCCUCCCGGUCCUAGAGAAGCAGCUGAUGGAUCCCCGGGGGCCUGGGGACAUUAGGACAGUGUUCCGGCCACCCUUCGACGUGUACGAUGUACUGAUUCACCUGACUCCCCGCCACAUUCCCCGGCACCGUCAGGCUGUGGACCCUCCGGCUGCUUCCUUCUGCCGUGGUCUGCUCAGUGAGCCAGGGCCUUCAUCUCUGAUGCCUGUCCUAGGCUAUGAUCCCCCUCAGCUCUAUUUGGCACAGCUCAGGGAGGCCUUUGGAGAUCUGGCACUUUUCUUCUAUGACCAGCAUGGUGGGGAGGUGAUCGGUGUCCUCUGGAAGCCCACCAGCUUCCAGCCCCAGCCCUUUAAGGCCUCCAACAUAAAGGGGCACAUGGUGGUGUCUCGAGGUGGGGAGCUUGUGAUGGUGCCCAACAUAGAAGCAAUCUUGGAGGACUUUGCUGUGUUGGGUGAAGGCCUGGUGCAAUCUGUAGAGGCCCGAAGCGAGAGGUGGACUGUGUGAUUCCAACUUUGUGACAAGCAGUAGGUGCACCGUGGGACUUUGGACCGCUGGAGCAGUAUGUCAGUGGGCAGCCACUGCAAUAUGGACACCUACUGGCCUGAGUACACUGAUGAUCCCCAGAGAAAGCGCUGCCAGGUUUUUCAGUCUAGUGCUUUAGCACUGGGGCAGGGGCCAUGGUACCCUGUGUCCCCUAGACCUGACCAACCAAAUUCCCCAGAAGAGGAGGAGCCAGCUCAGACGGAACUGAAUCCACAAGAUCCAUUUGCCUGUCA